CUCAAACCCUGCUCUAUACUACCACUACUACUGUACUCUACUAUUUCAGAUUUCACCUAACCUAACCCUGCACCCUCCCUCACUCUCUCUCGACCACAUAAUCAAAGGAUUAUCAUUUCAAAAUCCCAUCUUAGAUCUCAUCUGAUCUGAUCUUGAUCUGAAGAAGAGAUAGAGAUAAUCAUCAUGUCUAACAUCGACAUUGAAGGAAUCUUGAAACAACUCCCCAACGAUGGCCGUAUUCCCAAGACCAAGAUUGUCUGCACUCUCGGCCCAUCUUCCCGUUCUGUUCCCAUGCUUGAGAAGCUUCUCAGAGCUGGAAUGAACGUUGCCAGGUUCAAUUUCUCUCAUGGCAGCCAUGAAUACCAACAGGAAACCUUGAAUAAUCUCAGACUUGCUAUGCACAACACCAACAUACUAUGCGCCGUCAUGCUCGACACCAAGGGACCUGAGAUUAGAACUGGCUUCUUAAAAGAUGCAAAACCAGUUCAGCUCAAAGAAGGUCAAGAAAUCACAAUCACCACUGAUUAUGACAUCAAAGGUGAUGAUACUAUCAUCUCCAUGAGCUAUAAGAAACUCGCCCUUGAUCUCAAACCCGGAAACAUUAUCCUCUGCGCCGACGGCACUAUCACCUUCUCUGUCUUAUCCUGCGACCCUUCAUCUGGAACUGUUAAAUGUCGGUGCCAGAACUCCGCCCUUCUCGGCGAGAGGAAGAACGUUAAUCUUCCUGGUGUUGUUGUCGAUCUUCCCACUCUCACUGAGAAGGACAAGGAGGAUAUUCUAGAAUGGGGAGUACCCAAUAACAUUGAUAUCAUCGCGCUCUCCUUUGUUCGUAAGGGAUCUGAUCUUGUUAAUGUCAGGAAAGUUCUUGGAUCUCAUGCUAAGAAGAUACAACUCAUGUCUAAGGUUGAGAAUCAGGAGGGAGUUAUCAACUUCGACGAGAUCCUGCGUGAGACAGAUUCAUUCAUGGUUGCUAGAGGCGAUCUGGGUAUGGAAAUCCCUGUUGAAAAGAUCUUUCUAGCUCAGAAAUUAAUGAUAUACAAGUGCAAUCUCGCUGGAAAACCGGUCGUGACCGCCACCCAGAUGCUCGAGUCGAUGAUCAAGUCUCCCCGCCCGACUCGAGCAGAGGCGACCGACGUCGCCAACGCAGUCCUCGACGGGACUGACUGCGUUAUGCUGAGUGGGGAAAGCGCGGCUGGAUCCUACCCGGAGCUGGCGGUCAAAGUAAUGUCAAAGAUCUGCAUUGAAGCUGAAUCUUCACUUGACUACAAUCUCAUCUUCAAAGAGAUGAUAAAUUUGACGCCUUUACCAAUGAGUCCACUAGAGAGCCUCGCUUCGUCGGCUGUAAGGACUGCUAACAAGGCCAGAGCGAAACUCAUAGUGGUUUUGACCCGUGGAGGGACAACUGCCAAGCUGGUUGCUAAAUACAGACCGGCUGUUCCGAUCCUUUCGGUUGUGGUUCCUGUUUUGACAACCGAUACCUUUGAUUGGACUUGCAGCGACGAGACGCCUGCGAAACAUAGUCUGAUAUAUAGGGGAUUGAUUCCAAUUCUGGCUGAAGGGUCUGCAAAGGCGACGGAUGCCGAGUCUACUGAGGUGAUCUUGGAAGCGGCGUUGAGAUCUGCAACUAAGAGAGGACUGUGCGAUGUAGGAGAUGCUGUGGUGGCACUACACAGAAUUGGAGGUGCUUCAGUCAUCAAGAUCUGCCUUGUCAAGUGAUGAUGAAGAAAAUGGCUGUGUUUUUCCAUUUGGUUUUUGUUUUGUCUUUCUUUGAUCAAGAUCUAUCUGGUUGUUGUUUCAUGAAAUAAAACUUGGAGACAGACUCAAUCAAAAUCUUGGACCAAUUCAAGUUCUCAAAUCCCCAUAUCUUCCAUCAUUCAUUCCUCAGAUGAAACAGAAAGUGUUCAUUUCCUUAGGCUGAAUCAACAACUAUUUGUUUAGUUCA
Molecule: messenger RNA, 1942 nt
Organism: Impatiens glandulifera
Lineage: Eukaryota; Viridiplantae; Streptophyta; Magnoliopsida; Ericales; Balsaminaceae
Product: pyruvate kinase, cytosolic isozyme
Exons: 2
Coding region: 184-1716 (510 amino acids)
Biological process (GO): glycolytic process
Cellular component (GO): cytoplasm
Molecular function (GO): magnesium ion binding; potassium ion binding; pyruvate kinase activity
Source: RefSeq, a predicted model, not a curated record